GCGAAGGGGCGGGCCGGGGAGGCGGUCGAGCGCGGUGGUGCUGAUGCAGGAUGGCUGAGCGCGCAGGAGCCCGGGAGGUCUGAGCCGGGCGAGGCUCGCUCCCUGCGCAUCGCCUCGUCCGCCGGCCGCGUGGUCGCGGGCAGGUGGGCCUGGAGCGCCGCGCCGGGCUAGGGCAAGGCCAGGGAGGGCAGGUCUGCAGCCGGAGGGGCCGGAGGCUGAUAGAAGCCUACCCGGUCUGGGAGCGGCCCGAGCUGCCCAGCCCGCCGAGUUCGCGAUGACCUGCUGAAAAGCUUCAUCGGAGGCUGCAGGAGGCGGCCUCACUGCAGGCGGUGCGGUUCGUGGCCUCCUCCCACGUCCUGCUGAGCCCCGGCCCCCCACCCAUCCCCGCGCCCCCUCCCUGCCGCCGGCCGAGAUGGCGGAUCCAGCUGAAUGCAGCAUCAAAGUGAUGUGCCGGUUCCGGCCCCUCAACGAAGCGGAGAUUCUCCGAGGGGACAAAUUCAUCCCCAAAUUUAAAGGCGACGAGACCGUGGUGAUUGGGCAAGGGAAGCCAUAUGUCUUCGAUAGAGUGCUGCCUCCCAGCACGACCCAAGAGCAGGUUUACAAUGCGUGUGCAAAGCAAAUUGUCAAAGAUGUCCUUGAAGGUUAUAAUGGGACGAUUUUUGCAUACGGACAGACCUCAUCAGGAAAAACGCACACCAUGGAGGGGAAGCUACAUGACCCUCAACUCAUGGGGAUCAUCCCAAGGAUUGCACAUGACAUCUUUGACCACAUCUAUUCCAUGGAUGAAAACCUGGAGUUUCACAUCAAGGUUUCCUAUUUUGAGAUCUACUUGGACAAAAUCAGGGACUUACUCGAUGUGUCCAAGACGAACUUGGCUGUCCAUGAAGAUAAAAACAGAGUCCCGUACGUAAAGGGGUGUACCGAGCGGUUUGUGUCAAGCCCCGAGGAGGUCAUGGAUGUGAUAGAUGAAGGCAAAGCAAACCGACACGUGGCUGUCACAAACAUGAAUGAACACAGCUCUAGAAGUCACAGUAUCUUCCUGAUUAAUAUUAAACAAGAGAAUGUAGAGACCGAAAAAAAGCUCAGUGGGAAGCUUUAUCUAGUUGAUUUGGCUGGGAGCGAAAAGGUCAGCAAGACCGGUGCCGAGGGGGCUGUUCUCGAUGAAGCUAAAAAUAUCAAUAAAUCUUUGUCUGCUCUUGGAAAUGUGAUCUCUGCCUUGGCAGAAGGGACAAAAACACACGUGCCAUACCGGGACAGCAAGAUGACUCGGAUUCUUCAGGACUCUCUGGGUGGGAACUGUAGAACCACCAUUGUUAUUUGCUGUUCUCCCUCUGUCUUCAAUGAGGCUGAGACCAAGUCAACACUGAUGUUUGGGCAAAGGGCUAAGACCAUCAAGAAUACAGUCUCCGUGAAUCUGGAACUGACAGCGGAAGAAUGGAAGAAGAAAUACGAAAAAGAGAAAGAGAAAAACAAGACUCUGAAGAACGUUAUCCAGCAUCUGGAGAUGGAGCUAAACAGAUGGAGAAAUGGAGAAGCUGUGCCUGAGGAUGAACAGAUCAGUGCUAAGGACCAGAAGACCCUGGAGCCCUGUGAUAACACCCCCAUCAUAGACAAUAUUGCUCCUGUUGUUGCUGGCAUCUCUGCAGAGGAGAAGGAGAAGUAUGAUGAGGAGAUCUCCAGUCUCUACAGACAGCUGGAUGAUAAGGAUGAUGAAAUUAACCAGCAGAGUCAGCUGGCUGAAAAGCUAAAGCAACAGAUGUUGGAUCAGGACGAGCUUCUGGCUUCCACGAGAAGAGACUAUGAGAAGAUCCAGGAAGAGCUGACACGUCUCCAGAUUGAGAAUGAGGCAGCCAAGGAUGAAGUGAAGGAAGUUCUCCAGGCCCUAGAAGAGUUGGCUGUCAAUUAUGACCAGAAGUCUCAGGAAGUGGAGGACAAGACCAGGGCCAAUGAGCAGCUGACUGAUGAGCUGGCCCAGAAAACGACGACAUUGACAACCACACAGAGGGAGCUGAGCCAGCUACAAGAGCUUAGCAACCACCAGAAAAAGAGGGCUACUGAGAUCCUGAAUUUGCUGUUGAAGGAUCUGGGGGAGAUAGGUGGAAUUAUCGGCACCAAUGAUGUGAAGACUUUGGCGGACGUGAAUGGAGUCAUUGAGGAGGAAUUCACCAUGGCCCGCCUGUACAUCAGCAAGAUGAAGUCGGAGGUCAAAUCCCUGGUGAACCGCAGCAAGCAGCUGGAGAAUGCCCAGAUGGACUCCAACAGGAAGAUGAGUGCCAGUGAGCGGGAACUGGCAGCGUGUCAGCUGCUCAUCUCCCAGCAUGAAGCCAAGAUCAAAUCCCUGACAGACUACAUGCAGAACAUGGAACAGAAGAGGAGGCAGCUGGAAGAGUCCCAAGACUCGCUCAGUGAAGAGCUGGCCAAGCUCCGAGCCCAAGAAAAAAUGCACGAAGUCAGCUUCCAGGAUAAGGAGAAGGAGCAUCUGACGCGGCUGCAGGACGCGGAGGAGAUGAAGAAGGCCCUGGAGCAGCAGAUGGAGAGCCACCGGGAAGCUCACCAGAAGCAGCUGUCCAGACUUCGGGAUGAAAUCGAGGAGAAGCAGAAAAUCAUCGAUGAGAUUCGGGAUUUGAAUCAGAAGCUGCAACUGGAACAGGAGAAGCUCAGUUCUGAUUAUAACAAGCUGAAGGUGGAGGACCAGGAGAGGGAAAUGAAACUGGAAAAGCUCUUAUUGCUCAAUGAUAAAAGGGAACAAGCCAGAGAGGACCUCAAAGGGCUGGAGGAGACAGUGUCUCGGGAGCUGCAGACUCUGCAUAACCUCCGGAAACUCUUUGUCCAGGAUCUGACUGCCCGGGUUAAAAAGAGCGUGGAGCUGGACAGCGAUGAUGGAGGGGGCAGUGCUGCCCAGAAGCAGAAAAUUUCCUUCCUGGAGAAUAACCUGGAGCAGCUCACGAAGGUUCACAAACAGCUGGUCCGGGACAACGCCGACCUGCGCUGCGAGCUGCCUAAGCUGGAGAAGCGGCUGCGUGCCACGGCGGAGCGCGUCAAGGCCCUGGAAAGCGCGCUGAAGGAGGCCAAGGAGAACGCCAUGCGGGACCGCAAGCGCUACCAGCAGGAGGUGGAUCGCAUCAAGGAGGCCGUGCGAGCCAAGAACAUGGCCAGGAGGGCCCACUCGGCCCAGAUCGCCAAGCCCAUUCGCCCUGGACACUACCCAGCAUCGUCUCCGACGGCCGUCCACACCAUCCGAGGGGGAGGAGGCGGCUCUUCAAACUCCACUCACUACCAGAAAUAAAUAUGAAAUACGGCUCUCCACGUAGCAUGUCAAGGACUACAUUAAUCACCAAUUCCUUUAUUUUCUCCCCGCCCCCCCCCCCACAGUUUCCAUUUUCUUUUACACUUGCUUACCCCAGCCAUCUGCAGUACACUGGUUUCAGAUAUUUGAGCUGUGUAGAAUCUCUGUGUGUACAGAUGUGUGCUUGGACUUUUCUCUUCCUGAGAAAUCCGAAGGGGCUGAUUACAGAAGAUCCGCUUACUCCUGGGAAAAAGGCCCAGGGACUAGGCUGUUGGGUGGUCUCUGGGUGGCCCUCGGAGCCUCCUUCCUUGGUAGUGUGCCGUCCUAGCAAACGCCCUCACGUGCCAGUCCCUUGGGGGAGGGGAUCAACCAAGUGCCAUGGAGGUGGGGGGCUCAUGCUCUGCUGCAGCUGUCUGGUUUCCUGUGAAAUAAACACAUUCCUUUAUAUUUUUAGGGAACAAAAAAAAAAGUGCUGCUACAAGGUUCAAAAUUUUCAUUCUGAACACUUUUCCGAAACAAAUUACCCCAAAGAAGCAUUUUGAAUCCCCCAGGUCACAUCUUUGGAUCUGUAAAAACACCUUUUAGGAGGGCACCUGUUAAGAAGCAAAGCAAAUUUCUUCAAGGCAGGAAAACAAUCUGACAGUAGCAAUGUAGAAUGUGUUCAUUCGAACACAUCCAUGUAAAUGCAGAAAAACAUAAAAUUCACCUGAGCUGCUUGCUACUAAACCUGCAGCAACUAGUCUCAGCCAGCCCAGUUUGAACAUCCUUCCUUCAGAAGUGUUGAAAAUGCUGCAAAGUUGGAUGAUUGGAAAUGGGGUGGCCCCCUCCUGGCCUCCUCCUUCCUGAUCCUACUGGAGCUCGCAUUGGGGAUGGCCUCUCUCCGUAAGGGAGUCAUCUUAAGCCUGGAGGGGGUAUGGCCAGUUGAAAUCCAGGAUCAAUUCCAGCAGUUGGAAAAGGAAGCCUUGGGGGGGGUGGCGGGAAGUGACUGACGCAUUUUUGUGCCUACGAAUAAGUUGUUAUUUUAACCCUUCAUUGCUGAAUGUUUAUUUGACUUCUUUCUCUGGCAUCAGAUAGAUUCAUCUUCUUAGGCAUAAUGUGAAGAAAUCAGUAUGGAUGGAUUUUUUUACGUUUAACUAUUGGUUUUUUCCAACAUACGAAUUUAAAGUUGAAUCAACUUUUACUUCCAGUUGCGGAUUUUAAAAGGAUUGAUUUCCAAGUAGGAAAGUCUUCAGGGAAGCUGACAAGGAUUCAGUUAACUUGGUCUUGUGUGCUGCUACUAGUUUUGACAAAUUUGAGGGUAAGUCAGUGACAACCAGACCAAUCUCAGUGAACGCACCCAUCUGAUCUCGGUGCCUGCCCAAGAUGAGUGAGCUGGCACUGUCCCUGCUGCUGUCACCACCGGAAUGAAAUGUAGGCCGGGAAGACAUUGAGCUUUCUCUUCACUGUGUGAGUUGUAGUUCGAGGGCGUGUGUGUGUGUGUGUGUGUGUGUGUGUGUGUGUGUGUGUGUGCCUGCGCAUGCACAAGGCACUGAGGACUGUGAAUUGACUUCCAAACUUUUCUUGUAUAAAAUUUCCCUAACACAGCAAAGCUGCUUUGACUUAAUUUAUUUGUUAAAUGUUGCACUUUGUUUAUAUGUGUUUUGUUUUUUUGGGGGGGGGAGUAAAGAGAAAGAAGAAGACCAAUUCUAGUGAAAUAUUUAUUUCACAAAGAUGACGAUUUUGCAUUCAUUUACACUUUAAAAAUGCUUUUGAUUUUCUUCUAUUGCCAGUACUUGCCCGGUAGAGCUGCUCCGUGACUAUUUGCAGUCUGAUAGAAGGGUCCUUGUAGGGCAGGUUUUGCAAACUUUAUCAGGUAAUAACAUAUGCCAUAGAUUAUAAUCUUGCUGUGAAUAUGUUUGGCUCUGAUUUUAGAAGCUAAAACAUUGGUCUUGGAGAGGAUUGCCAAUUAAUAGUUGUCAUACCACUAUUGUCUAUUAUGCAACUGUAUUUACGUGUGGAAAUUGAACAAAGGUCAAUAAUUCUUUUUUGGGGCUCUCGUUAAUAGAUUGUUUUAAAUUCUCCCCAAAGUAACUUUUCCCUGGGUACCCCUUUUCUAUUUCUAAAGAAUUGCUUGGCCCUUUCAUGUUUCAAAAAGAGCCACACGUUUCACCUGUAGUCCCGUAUUUUUUGAUCUCCACAAAGGACUCACAAAAUUCACACGACUUUUAUUCACAGAGAAAGUUGGCUUUGAUGUCUCUUAAAGAUAAUUCUGCUACUUGCUGAUCAGCCAGUCAGUUCACCUAGCUUCAAUCUUUAUAGGACCUCAAAAUUAACUUUCCUACACUGUGACUAAAGGGUGGGCAGAUUAUUGGAAUGGGUUCUACAACAUAUUCAAGUGGAUCCCUUUAAUUACUUUAUAUGAUAAACUAAGAUCAGGACCAUAUCCUCUGUAGGCCACUUUUUAAAAAGCCACAUUUAUGCAACUUUCAUUUUUUUAAAAAUUAUUACUCCUUUACAUUUGUACUCUAACUAUAAAAACCGCACUUCUGAAUGGCUGAGCCUGUGAUUAUAUUUUUGAUUGUAUGCUACUUUUGGUGUGAGAGAGAGAAAGAGAGAGAGAGAGAACGUGUGUUUCUCCUCUGUGAAUAAUUUUAUAUCUCAUGCUUCUUCUUGAAAGUUUACUUUUUGAUGUUCUAAGGGAAUAGCCAGAUGGUUUAUACAAAUAAUGUCUACCUGCAGGAUGGUGGAUUGUUAAAUUAGAGAAAUGCUGUUUGGGAUAUCAAGGUUUAUGGUUGGAUUCAACUUAACCAAUUACAUUUUUAUAAUGGAGUAUAUUCCUUCAUUGACUGUAUUAUCAAUUCAUAAAGUGCUUUUUAAAACUCUAAAAGAUUUAUGGUUGGAGACUAAAAUAUAUUAAUGCCAAAUGUGUUUUGGUCAAUCACAAGAGAAUUCUGUACAAAUACUGUACAGUUUGGUUGUUUGAAUGGCAGGCAGUAGGGAGAAUAAGUGUGGAGUAAGACUUAAAGGAAAUAGUAUCAUGUGAUUACAAAAAUUAGAGUUCAUAGAAAUAUUGGGAUAAACGAAGAAAUAAAAAUAUUUGUCUAGAAUGUAGCAUCUAGUAACUUUUUGAUGCCCUGACUUCGCAUGAAGGAGUGAUAGUUCUGUCCAAGGCCAGACUGAGACAUCACCAAGACUCGUGGGGAAUUAAUAGGUUCUCUUUUCCUAGAGGAAUAACUGGAAGCAAAUAAAAGUCUUAACAGUCCCCUCUUUGAAGUGUUUUUGUUCUGUUUUGUUGUUUUUAGCAGGGCAGAAGACAUUUAGAGUCUGGCUACAUGACCUAUUGGGGAAGUUUUUCACUGGAAGGGGACAGGGGGAAGGUUUCACUUCAUUGUCUCACCCCUAAUAUUUUGAGCGAGCUAAAGGAACCAUUGUAGUUUAAAAUGGUUUCAUUUAACACUAACAAUUUAGCCUUUCUAAAAGUAUUGAACAAGGGCUAGGUAACUGCCGAAGGAAGCCUUGCUCCAUGAAGUCUGCUUACACAUUUACAUCUUGUGCACCAGUUUUAAAGACUUUUCAUCGUGUGCAGAUAUAAGGGGAAUAGGGCAUUCUGUAGGAUUAUACAUGUUUAGUUUGUAAAGUAUGUAAUGUGUACUGCAGAUGUGUGUUCUGGGGCUUUAUGUAUCUGUACAGUAGCUUUCAUUAAAAAAAAAUUUGUGGACAAACUUGUUUUGGUGGUUCGAGGGGGGAAAUGGCCGUUUAUACCAAGUAAUGAUGCUGUAAUAUAUAGUACAUGUAACAAAAGAUCUGGAAGUAACCCUCCCCUGGCCCCUGGGGAAUUUUGGUUAUCCUCUAGGUUCUAAAAUGAAGAUGUGUGGAUACUCUGGCAGACUGCAUGAUGUAUAAUUUGAAAAAUACUAAAAGUGGAAAAUAAAAUUGAGUUAAACUUUG
This is a messenger RNA of Zalophus californianus (California sea lion), 7213 nucleotides long. It is a transcript of the gene KIF5C, whose product is annotated as kinesin family member 5C. The record is from RefSeq and is a predicted model, not a curated record. Gene Ontology annotation, biological process: microtubule-based movement. The transcript has 26 exons. Gene Ontology annotation, molecular function: microtubule motor activity; ATP binding; microtubule binding. The coding region runs from base 413 to 3286 and encodes 957 amino acids. NCBI's taxonomy places the organism in Eukaryota, Metazoa, Chordata, Mammalia, Carnivora, Otariidae.